Molecule: messenger RNA, 2019 nt
Organism: Adineta ricciae
Lineage: Eukaryota; Metazoa; Rotifera; Eurotatoria; Adinetida; Adinetidae
Source: the annotation of a GenBank genome assembly
AUGUCAGGAAGAACGACAACAACAGCCGCAGCAGGAACAGCUGCCAAACAAGAUUUCACAUUCUUAAAAACCGGUCGCAUCAAUUUAACUAUUCUCCGUGAAUACAUCAUUCAAGAAAUCAAGCGUUGUACAAAUCUAUUUCAUACAGAGAAAAGUAACCUACCAAAACAGUUCACUAAAGACAAAUGUGUGAUUAUCGAUGAUUCGAUCAAAAAUCUACUUGCACACGUUCAAGCUAUCGGUGAUCUGGGCGCGAAUGAUAUUCGAAUAUUCAAAGAACGUCAACAUGAUACAUCCGACUAUAAGGUAACAUUGUUUCUUGUUCGACCAAAAGUUAUUUAUAUGGAAGUCAUUGCCAAUAUGAUUAAAGAUGAACUUAGCAAAUUAAAUUCUCAAAGAUCGAAAGGUGCAAGUCCAAAACAGUAUGGAAUUAUCUUCGUACCACGUCGUUCGCGUGUUUGUGAAGAAAAACUAAAAGAACAAGGUGUUCGUGGUGAUAUCAUCAUCGAUGAAUUAAACUUAGAUUUCAUUCCCAUUGAUACCGACGUAUUAUCAAUGGAAUCGAAUGAUUGUUUUCGUGAUAUUUACCUGAAUAAUGAAACCACAUCGUUAUUCAAUCUUGCCCAUGGUCUUAUAACAUUUCAGAAAUUGUAUGGAAUUAUUCCAAACGUGUUCGUCAAAGGUGAUAAGGCUAAACAGUGUUAUGAUACGAUGAUGAGAAUGCAACGUGAAGUGCCUGAUAAUGAAAAGAAAGUGCCAACACAAAUAGAAAACAUGAUUCUAAUCGAUCGCACAACUGAUUUGAUUACACCGAUGAUGAUACCAGCAACAUACGAAGCUUUACUUGAUGAAGUUUUCAACAUACAAUUCAAUCGGAUCGAAGUACCAACAUCAGCAUUUAGUGAACACUUUUGCGAAGCACAAAAAAUCGACGCCAAAACUCAAGACAAAGUAGCUGUACGUUUGCUAACCAGUGAUCAAUUGUAUUCCGAUACACGUUAUCUACAUAUGAUCACUGUGGGUCGAGUGCUUCAAGAAGGUGCUCGUGCGCAGAAGCAAUUACGGAAAGAUUUCGAUGACAAAUUCUCCGGUUCAGCAUCAACAAUUCAAGGCAAGAAACUUGCUGAUCUACGCGAAUUCGUUACUCGCAUAUCCAAUCAAAAUGCGAAAACACAAACCUUAUCCACACAUCUUGAAUUAGCCUGUGCGGUGAAACAAGAACUAACAGCGAUUUAUGAUAUGUGUCUAGCCAAACAAUUGUCAAUGCUCUUCGCACCAACCUUACAAGAUGCUAUGCGUCAUCUCGACGAACGUAUUGCAUGGAAAGACGAUGUUUUCUGUAUCUUACGUUACCUCUCUAUUGCUACACACGCAUUGGGUCCGCAAUUAAAGCGCAAAGAUUACGAUGCGAUUAAAAAAGAUCUUAUCCAGACAUUCGGUCUCCAAUAUCUUGUGUUAAUUCAUGCCAUGGAACAAAUUGGACUGCUAAAUUUGAUAGAUCCAACGAAAAGCUCGUCAACGUUACGAACAAACGAAACGCCACUCGAACGAUUGAAACGGGAAUUCAAUUUACUACAAGAUGAUGAAACAGUCAAUAUCACUGAUCCACAAGAUAUUUCAUACAUUUUCUAUCAAUAUGCCCCGAUCAGUAUUCGAUUGAUUGAGAAAAUUGUUUUUCAAACAUCGACAAACAUUCAAGAAACAAUGAACAAUUUGCCUGGUACGACAUUUAUCGAUACGCAACAAGUUCCGAUGGAAUUAAAACGUCAUCGACAUGAUUCCACUGCCUCAUUGAAUUCACUGAACAAAACAACAAAACCAGCAAAUCAAUUGCCACAGCAAAGUAUCGAAUCUAAAGCUACCUUAGUUGUGUUCGUUGGUGGAGUGACUUACGGAGAAAUCGCCGCACUACGAUUUCUUGCUGAUAAAAAUCAUGACUUUGUUGUUGCAACAACACAUUUCAUAAAUGGAAAGAAUUUAAUGAAAUCUUUACUCGAUGUGCCAAUCUUACCUCUGUGA